AUGGCCGCUGGCAGUCCCCCGAGGGCCACCCCGACAUCCUCCAGCUCCUGGAGCCUCACCACCAAGGUCCUCCAGCUCGUCCACAGCUCGGCGGGGGCGGGCUACUUUGGGCGUGCGGGUGUGGACACCCUGGACCCCUUCCCUACCACCGACCGGGGGAACCGCUACAUGCUCGUGACUAUGGACUACUUCACCAAGUGCCCUGAGGUGUAUGCAGUUCCUGACCAGAGUGCUGCCAACACCGCCGAGCGCCUGGUCAGCGAGGUGUUCUGCUGCUUCGGUGCGCCCAGGGAGCUGCACAGCGACCAGGGGCAGAACUUUGUGAGGCUGAGGUGUUCACUCACCAUCCUAACUAGCUGCCGGCAGCAGGACUGGGCCCUCUACCUGCCCCUGGUCCUGUGGGCGUACUGGACGGCACUGCAGGAGUCCACCCGGUGCACCCCUGCGGCCCUCAUGUUCGGGCGCAAGCUCUGGCCCCCCACGGACCUGGUGUUUGGCCCGCCCCCCGAGCCCGAGGUGGAGGGCGCGCCUGGAUUGGACCUCCACAACCUCCGGAAGCGGCUCCGGGAGGUACACAAGCUGGCCAGAGGGGCACUCUCCAGCACCGGGAUUCAACAGAAGCGGGCGUACUACUUGCGCUGCGCAGGGGAGGACUUUGGGGGCGCUGAGUCAGAAGUGAGAUCUAUGCCUCAUAAGCUGAGGAUUGUGCUGGUGGGUAAGACUGGAGCAGGGAAGAGCGCAACAGGAAACACCAUCCUGGGGAGAGAGGUGUUUAAAGAGGAAAUUUCCCCUUUGCCUGUAACCGUGAAGUGUGAGAAACAUAGUGGAAUAGUGGUAGGGAGAAAUGUUACUGUGAUUGACACCCCAGGGAUCUUUGACACAUCCAUCUCCAAUGAGCAAAUCAAACAGGAAAUGGCAGAGAGCAGCAACCACAUAUUCCUGCUAGUGAUCCGACUGGGGACAUUCACAGAGGAAGAGAGAAACACUCCAAAGUGGAUCCAGGAGAAUUUUGGAGAAGAAGCUUUACAGUACACUAUUGUGCUGUUUACAGGGGGAGAUAAGCUGAAUAAACCAGUGAGGGAGUUUCUGAGACAUAGCAAUGAGCUUCAAGAGCUCAUCAAUAACGCAGGUGGUGGAUAUCAUGUCUUUAAUAACAAGGAUAGGGACAACCACAAUCAGGUCAUACAACUAAUUGACAAGAUAGAGGCAUUAUUGUUUAAGACUGGAGAGUUUUAUUAUGUCAGUGUGAUAAACCAGGAGAUUCAGAGAAAGAUAAGAGCAGAGGAGGAGAGAAAGAUAAUACAGUCAGAGAGAAUAAUACGAGAGGAGGAGGAGAGAAAAAGGGAGGAAGAAGAAGAGAGAAAGAGGGAGGAGGCCGAGACAGAGAUCAGAGAGGAGGAGGAGAGAAAGAGGAAGGAGUCUGAGAGAGAGAUCAGAGAGGAGGAGGAGAGAAAGAGGGAAGCAGUUCAGAAAAUGAGAGAAGAGGAGAGAAGGAGGCAAGAGACUGGGAGAAAGAUCAGAGAAGAAGAGGGGAGGAAGAGGCUGGAGACUGAGAGAAAAAUCAGAGAGGAAGAGGAGAGAAAGAGGGAGGAGACUGAGGGAAAGAUCAGAGAGCAAGAGGAGAGAGGGAGGCAGGAGGCUGAGAGAAAAAUCAGAGAGGAAGAAAAGAGAAAGAGGCAGGAGACUGAGAGAAAGAUCAGAGAGGAAGAGGAGAGAAAGAGGCUGGAGACUAAGAGAAAGAUCAGUGAGGAAGAGGAAAGAGGGAGACUGGAGGCUGAGAGAGAGAGCAGAGAGGAAGAGGAGAGAAGGAAGCAGGAGACUGGAAGAGAGAGCAGAGAGGGAGAGGAGAGAAUGAGUGAGGAGACUGAGGGAAAGAUCAGAGAGGAAGAAGAGAGAAAGAGGCAGGAGACUGAGAAAAAAAUCAGAGAGGAAGAGGAGAGAAAGAGGCUGGAGGCUGAGAGAAAGAUCACAGAGGAAGAAGAGAGAAAGAGGCUGGAGGCUGAGAGAAAAAUCAGAGAGGAAGAAGAGAGAAGGAGUGAGGAGGCUGAGAGAAAGAUCAGAGAGGAAGAGGAGAGAAAGAGUGAGGAGACUGAGGGAAAGAUCAGAGAGGAAGAAGAGAAAAAGAGGCAGGAGACUGAGGGAAAAAUCAGUGAGGAAGAGGAGAGAAAGAGGCAGGAGACUGAGAGAAAGAUCAGAGAAGAAGAACACAGAAAGAGGCGGGAGCAUGAGAGAAAGAUUAGAGAGGAACAGAGGAGAAGGAGUGAAGAAGAGGAAGGAAAGACGCAGGAGGCUGAGAGAAAUACCAGAGAGGAGGAGGAGAGAAAGAGGCAGGAGACUGACAGAAAAAUCAGAGAGGAAGAACACAGAAAGAGGCAGGAGAUUGAGAGAGAGAUCAGAGAGGUGGAGGCGAGAAAGAGGCAGCAGGCUGAGAGAGCACUCGUGGGGUGA
This is a messenger RNA of Megalops cyprinoides (Indo-Pacific tarpon), 2448 nucleotides long. RefSeq names its product WD repeat-containing protein 87-like. Gene Ontology annotation, molecular function: GTP binding; nucleic acid binding. Gene Ontology annotation, biological process: DNA integration. The coding region runs from base 1 to 2448 and encodes 815 amino acids. Lineage: Eukaryota; Metazoa; Chordata; Actinopteri; Elopiformes; Megalopidae. The record is from RefSeq and is a predicted model, not a curated record. The transcript has 8 exons.